AUGUCUGAAGAUACUUCACUUGCCAAACAUAUUGUGCCAAACAUCACUUUAGGAUCUAUUAUAGCUUAUGGAUCUACUUCAGUAGUACGUCAGGGUAAAGGUGGAAGUGGGACUCAGUAUGCGGUUAAAAUUGUUAAGAUAAGUAAUAGUGAAGCUGAAACGGCUGCUAAAAGAGAAGCAGCUAUUCAUCGAGUUCUAACUCAUCCACACGUAAUUGCCUUACGUGACUUUCAUCCGGGUAAUGGUUAUGCUUACUUUGUAAUGGACCAUGCUGUUAAUCGUGAACUGUUUAGUUAUAUAGAUCCUGGUCGAGGAAUGAGUGACGAAAUCUCUCGUUUGUACUUGCGGCAGUUGUUAAGUGCUUUGGUUUAUAUGCACCAACGCGGGAUUUGCCAUCGAGAUAUCAAACCAGAGAAUAUUCUACUUGAUAGUAACUAUAACUUACGUUUGGCUGAUUUCGGGUGUGCUACAGUUUAUCGAGAUGCUAAAGGCCGUCGACCUCUAACUAGACAGUGUGGCAGUACGAACUACAUGGCGCCAGAAGUUUUCCAUAUGUCCUAUGAUGGCGAGAAGGCCGAUGUUUGGUCUUUUGGACUUUUAGCUCUAGUGAUGUGGACGGGGACAGUUCCUUGGGCUAAUGCCUGUGCAGGUACUGCUGGAUACGAUAAGUACAAGUUAAGUCGUGAUCGGGACUUUGCCCCCUUUAAUGUCUUAAGUCGAGAGAAAAUGGAGAUCAUUGAUCGCAUUCUCUGUAUCAAUGAGAGUGAACGAGUUGGAUUUAGUAAGAUCUGCCAGUUUCCAUGGUUUGCCACUGGCAGUGCUCUAGCCUGGCCAUCUGGACUAGUUAAGGAUCCAGGAGCCGUAGCUUCACUUCUUCUUCCUCCUGAAAUUCUAGCUCUUUCCCAACCGGAUGCCUGUGUUUCACCUAUUGGCCAGGCCUACAGUUCUCAGCCUGUUUUUAUGAGUUAUAAUGAUCUACCCUGUGCCACGCGUAUUUAUGCCCAAGUUAAAGCCAGUGAAGCCCUGCGUAUUCUAGCCCGAACAUUAGAUGAUGUUCUUAUUCAGUACAAAAGAUCAGGCGGCAGUUUAUCUUUCACUACAGUUGAUGGCCAAAAGAAUCUUAUCAGUGGUGAAAUUAUCAGUCGCAGUAUCGGCAGUGAAACUCUCCUUAUCUUCCAAAGAACGCACGGCAACUGUCUUGAAUUCAAGAAAAUGUUCAAUAUCGUUAAAGACAACUUCAUGGAAAUCCUAGAAUCGCAACGCCGCCACUAA
Messenger RNA from Nematocida homosporus, 1272 nucleotides. RefSeq names its product serine/threonine-protein kinase CHEK1. The transcript has a single exon. The record is from RefSeq and is a predicted model, not a curated record. Gene Ontology annotation, molecular function: ATP binding; protein serine/threonine kinase activity. Bases 1 to 1272 code for a protein of 423 amino acids. NCBI's taxonomy places the organism in Eukaryota, Fungi, Microsporidia. Gene Ontology annotation, biological process: protein phosphorylation; intracellular signal transduction.